AUGACGCUCGAGGAUUUCUUUACGCUAACAGAAAUAAAAGAUGGACUCACGGUCGCUUCUCGUGUUGAAGAGCUCGUGUCUGUCAUGCGGAGUAAUAAAGGUUCGGUUUUGAAGAAUGCUGGGGAUGCUUCUAGGCAAUGGACGGCUGUCGCAAGCACAAUCGCGGCCACAAAGAGCAGAGAAUGUCUGGAUGUUUUUGUUAAUUUAGAUGGUCUCCUUUACUUAAGUAGCUGGCUAGCAGAAGCUCAGGUGUUGGCUAACGAUUCGACUGACGUAUCUGUAGAGGAGUCAGUUCUUGCCUUGUUAGAAGCCGUUGCAAAUAUAGGUGUAGACAGUUCGAGGUUAGUUUCUUCUGGGAUAUGGGCUGCUGUCAAGAAACUUGUUGACCAUGGUGGUUCUCGGGUUCAGGGUCAGGCGAGAAAGCUUUAUGGUAGCUGGAAGGAUAAGGUAGCUGAUGACCAUUCUGAACGUGACACUGAAAGCUGCAGCAAAACUCGUGGAGAUGAGGCGAGAGUCGUAGCAGCAAGCAGGGAGAGCAGUGGGCUAAAAUCCGGUGUGACUCUUUGUUCGACGCAGAGUAAUGAUGAAAAGCAUUGUCCUGAGUUAGCAGAUGAAGCCAUGAUGUCAGGAAGCUCAGGAGAAAACAACCCAAAUCAAGAUAAGGGUUCGGAACUGCAGAACGACAAGGUUGGGGUCGACUCGAACGUGAGUUCUCACUGCACUAAUACGAUGACUGAAACUCUGAAUGGCUCUCCUACCGAUGUCAUCAUGGAAGAAGCUCAAGAAAAUCUUUCCCUGAAGGAAAAUAGCUCUAUGAGGGAGACGAUGGCUCCCACAGUUUUUGGUAGUUUGCCUACUGGCUCAUCAAAUGAUCCACUGGGUGCUGAGAUAUCUAAGGAGAAGCAGAUGGGAAUCCAUGAAAAAGUCGGUGGUGCAGUAGCAGUGACAUCUAGUUCAGCAGGACAUGCAGCUUUGUCUUCUGAUUCUGUUAUUGCCAGUAUGGAGUUGGAGAAAAACAGUCUUUUGCAGAGUAGUCUUGAUUCAAACGAGGUGAGCAGGAAUGCGUCUGAGACGAUAUGUGGAUCGCACGAUGUGAGCAUAGCCAAAGAUGUGCCUUCAUUGGCUCAUAUAACGGACAAUCAGGACUCUGCCAAUUCAUCAAGAUUAUCAGGUGGUCAUGGUAGAAAGGGAAACGUUGAGAGUGACAAUAUGACUGCUCUUGCUGACGAUGAAGAACGGAAAGAUGACAAGGGCAACUCAGACAGAAAGAAGAGAGCAAAACGGAGAAAAAACCGCAAGUCUUCUAGAUCAAUGACCAUAUCCCAGCGCCUUGGAGCAAUUGACAAAACAACUGCUGAUAUUGACCUUGGUAUCUUGGAUGCCUUGGAGGUCGCUACCAAAGUCGCACAGGAAGUUGCAAGAGAAGUGGACUCUGGAGAAGCUUCGGAUAGUUCUUCUGAUGAAAGCGGGCAGUCUGGUUCGCAAGAUGAUCUACUCACAGGUUCUACAUCUAAGGGAUUAUCAGUGGGUGAAAGCCAUUCCGUUGAGGAACCGCGUGUUGGAGGUGACGAUGUAAUGGAUGAGAAGAAUGACAUACAUGAAAAUGGGAUGAUAAGCGAUGGUGAUGCUGGCGAGAAGCACCUAGCAGCAGCUGCUAAAUCUGAAGUAGGCAGAGAGAGAAGCCCAUGCGGCUUUGAUCUCAAUGAAGAUAUUUGUCCUGAUGAAACAGAUGUCGUUAUGUCCUCCAUAUCUACCACCACUACUCCUCUUAUGCCCGUCUCGCAUUCUGCUGCUACUAGUGAAAAGCAGGUGAUUCAUCGUGGUAUCGAUCUGAAUGUGACUGAGGCAGGAGAUGAUCAAGUUGAAGAUCCAACCCCCUGGAAACAGUUACCUUUCUCCUCGUCAAACUCUAGAGGUGGAGAGUCGUCACAUGAAGCUAAUCCCCGGGGAUCAAGCAAGUUCAACCUGGAUUUGAAUUGUACAAACGAGGACGAAGACAUGCCUCCACCUCCUUCUGAGUCGAAGAUGGAAACAAGGUUGUUUCUUAGUCACAACGGCCAGCAAAGCGCAUCACCUGUCUCCUCGUUGUCAGGUUCUCAGCAACCAGGCAAGGAAGUAAACUUUGACUUGAACGACAGGCCACAGUUUUUCACCGAUUCACGUGAUCACCCUCCCUACUAUGGUCGUCACCCGUGGAGUUCAGCCCCCUAUGGAGGCUACAAAGCAGAUGAACCGGCUAUUUCCAUCAUGGGUACAAAAGUGGACGUCGACAGAAAAGACUCUGCACCGCAGAUGUCUUCAUUCUUGUCCAACGGUAAGUCCCUCGAGCCGCCCGCGCCGGGAUUAUUCUUGGGAAGGACGGGAAACUCUUCUGUGGGUUUAGCUCCUGGUGUUUCCUUUUCUCCAGCUCCCAUGUAUGGCUACAAUGGAUUGAACGGUCCUCCUGGUAUGUCAAUGUCAUCUCCCAUGUACGUUCCUGGAACUGCUAUCCCUUACAUGAUGGACGCGAGGGGUACGCCAGUGAUGAUGCCUCAGAUGAUGGGACCGGCUUCAUAUGGGCAGCCACCGUUCCCUCCACACAACAUGUUCUUGGGCUUGGCGGGUGGAUCGCCUGGUUUGAAUGGAUCAGUGAGGCCACACUUCGAUCAGAGUCCUGCGUUUAGUAACGAGAUGGGAAACAGAGAGUCGUUAAGUCUGAGGCAGUUUCUGACGCCGGAGCAGAGCGGGGCUAUGGGAGAGCAUUCUGGAGCAAACGUAGAGCCGUCGUCGAGUUCGUCUAUUAGCGUUGGUGGAAAGCGGAAAGAGCCAGAGGCGCGUUGGGAGUUCCCUCCAUGGAGAUGA
Molecule: messenger RNA, 2841 nt
Organism: Thlaspi arvense
Lineage: Eukaryota; Viridiplantae; Streptophyta; Magnoliopsida; Brassicales; Brassicaceae
Source: the annotation of a GenBank genome assembly